GAAAUCCAAUCCGAUCCAUUCAAGAUGGCGCCGUUCACUAAUCGCCUGCAUUAUCAUGCUUAACUGCACCGUGCAUCGUGUGCAUGCAACCUUUUUCCCUGUCUGAAUUUUUGAAGAGAGUUAAAAAAAGACUAGGCAAGUCGCUAUUCCACAGCACAUCGCGACGAAGUGGCCAGAAGGCACAAUGGAGGACAACGAAGAAGACACGCAUUUGUGCCUUCGGUGCAGCGCAACCAUUUCGGGACUGAAGAACUACAUCGCUCACCGUAAACACAACUGUUCGAAAACUGCGCGUGAUAACAAUGCUAUCGCGCCAGUGGCUUCUCCAAUUCCCGAGCAGCACUACGAGCCGUCCGCCUUGCGAGCAGACGACUUCUUCUCUUCGCUGGAGCUACAGAGCAUCCAGGCAGUCGUCCCAAGCGAUGCCCACUGCUCCUCUGCGGCGAACAAGUCCAGCCAAGCUGAUGACGACCUGGAAGAGGCCGAGGACAGCGACAGCGACCUGUACCCGCCGAUCUCCCACACAGGAGGCAAGUGGAAGCCAGGCUGUCGACCAGACGGCCGUUCUCAAUGGAAGACCACGCUCUUCCCCGCUGAACAUUCAUACGAGUCAAGGGAGCCAAGUUGCACCAUCAAAGAAUUUUUGUGCGUGCCAUGUAAGCGGCUAUACCGCAGCAAGUCCCAGUUUUCAAGGCACCAGCAGACUUCGUACCAUUUGAAGAGAGCAGGCGGAGCACCAGCAUCUCAAGUGAGGACUAGCAAGAGACUGGUAUCCUCAUUGUUUGCUGCUAACCAUAGUAAAAUUGCAGCAAGGUCACAUGUGCAAGGCGCCAAAAUGAAGACGCACAAGACCACUAAGAGGUCUGACGAGGCACUCGCUUUCAGCUGCCUUACCUGCAACGAGAACUCAUCGGUGCGAGAACAUCUCAAAGAUGGUGCAAAAGCAAAAAAUUCCCAAAACAAAACCUUGUCUCAAUCUAAACAGCAGUGUCACGUCUGUGGCUACCGGUGCCACGGUAGUAGUACGCUAAACUUCCAUAUGUGUAAGCCAAAGCAGCAUGAUGGCAGGUACACAGGCAUACCCUCAUCAGGUGCACAACCAGCAAAUAACUCCAGCACCAACAUGAAAGAUAGUGCUUGCACAAACAGUGCAAAAGAAAAGGAACUGCAGAUCCAGAACACAGCCUGUAAAAUCAAUUCUUCACCUAACAUGGAGCAGAAUCUCGAUGAAAAUCAGUGUGGUGCUUCUGAUUCGGGACUUAAUUAUAAGGCUUCCGAAAUAUUGGUCCAGAGCGAGACAGUGGUCUCGUGCAAGGGGUCAACAAAGGGCACGUGCAAUGGCGUCACGAGGUUGUCCUGCCCCUACUGUCAGCAGCUUGUCAGUAAAUCCUACUUUAAACUCCACGUGAACAAGCACACUGGUGCCAAACCCUUUUCCUGCCGCUUGUGUGGAAGAGCCUUUGCACACCGAAGCACCCUCAGCACGCACAUGAAGCACCAUCAGGGGAUACGCAAGUUUCAGUGCCCACAAUGCGACUUCCGUGCAAUACGAGGCAGUAUGCUGCGUCGCCACGAGCUGGCGGUGCAUCAACACACGCAGAGCGCGCAAACCUAUUCCUGCGAUGCCUGCAGUACUAAGCACUCCAGCAGGGAGUCACUCAGGCGCCACAGUGCAAGGCAUAAUGCGGAAUACGCCUGCAGCGUGACCGAUUGUGGGCGAACCUUCCAGAAUGCCUCGGGACUCAAACAACAUUCUCUGACACACAGCGGCACACCCCCGUACCUAUGCGAAGCCUGUGGACACAUGACCAAAAGUGCGCACCACCUUGUGAAACACCAGCGGCGGCACAACGGGGAACGCCCCUUCAAAUGUCCACACUGCGACUACAGAGCCUCGCGAAACAGCCAGCUACAUCGGCACAGCCGUAUUCACACGGGGCUCAAGCCAUAUAGUUGUCCGUACUGCAGCUACCAGUGCAAUAACCAAGAGAACAUUCGCAAGCACAUCCUCAAGACCAAGAAGCAUGUGGGUAAAAAGAUGUACCCUUGCUCCCAUUGUAAUUUCAGCUGCAAUGACUUCAUUGGCUACAGGGACCACAUUCGUCAGAAUCAUCGGCAGGACUGUGAUGGCGAAGAUGUGAGUGACCCACUGGUUGGUGCCAAGGACACUGUGACGCGAGAACAGUCGGGCUCGUUCAACUUGGAGGUCGGUGAUGGCGGAUGUGACGCACAAGGACCCAGAGAGACUGCCGUUGCUAAAAGCCCAGCUCUGCCGGAGCCAGCAGUUUUCCUCACCAUUUCAGGAUUAAGCGAGCCUGGCUCGGAUACGAGGUCUGCGACGGCAUCGAGAAUUGCUCUCUUGACUGAGAAAACCAGCCUCCCUGGAGGUUCUGGUGAGUUAGUGACCUGUGCUGAGAAUGACUUGACAGAUACAACUGAGGGCAUACUGCUGCCAGGAGGCCUGGAUGGUGAUCUCAAUGAUCAACUAAGUGAACAAGUUAACUUCUCGGGCCUGGAUUCUCAAGAUAUGGUGUAUGUUUUGGCUGAGUCAGAACAGUGAUUUGUUUCUAAGUGGUUUGUUGCUAGAAUAAAUUAAGACUGUUGAUUUGUACACAAUUUGAUAGUUUUUGCAAGUCAUGCUUGGCUGUGAAUAUUAAAGCACGUUUGAGGUACUAGGUGUAUUACACUUCCAUCAAGGUCGCCGGUGGAUUACCUUGUACAUUGGUUAAGAACAGGUGUCAUUAAUAGUUCAUUAUUGCAGAUAGUAGUAAAGAGCUAUUUUAGUGAACAUACUUUACUAACUAAAGGAUAAUGAAACAAUGUCAUUGUCUCGUUGUCUUUGGUUCAUAAAAUCUAACCAGUCCCCAGUCUUCUGGACAGACUCCUUGGGCAUUGCAACUGCGAUAAAAUAAAACCUACAUAUAUGAGUUUUUUCCCGAA
Molecule: messenger RNA, 2940 nt
Organism: Ixodes scapularis (black-legged tick)
Lineage: Eukaryota; Metazoa; Arthropoda; Arachnida; Ixodida; Ixodidae
Product: zinc finger and SCAN domain-containing protein 2
Exons: 2
Coding region: 185-2560 (791 amino acids)
Biological process (GO): regulation of transcription by RNA polymerase II
Cellular component (GO): nucleus
Molecular function (GO): DNA-binding transcription factor activity, RNA polymerase II-specific; RNA polymerase II transcription regulatory region sequence-specific DNA binding
Source: RefSeq, a predicted model, not a curated record